Molecule: messenger RNA, 1572 nt
Organism: Micromonas commoda
Lineage: Eukaryota; Viridiplantae; Chlorophyta; Mamiellophyceae; Mamiellales; Mamiellaceae
Exons: 1
Coding region: 1-1539 (512 amino acids)
Source: RefSeq, a predicted model, not a curated record
AUGGGAUGCUUGUUCUCCAAGUCGGAUGACAAGGUGGACAAGCUACCCAAGGAUGACCAGGCCCCAGAGGAGGAUCACGGGAGUCUCUCGGGGGACGGCGGGCGAGGUUUGACCGGGGCGAAAUCCCCACGCAAGCCGCCCACUGUGUUCACCUCCGACGGUCCUAAACCGGUUCCCAAGGCAAGAACAUUCAUCGAGGAGGACGACGACUCACCCGCUAGGCCGUCGGGACCGUCCAAGGUGCUCAAGAAGCGCGUUCCCGCGCGUUUGGCUGAACAGCCGAGCAACUCGGCACCGGAAGUGGACGAGGUGCAAGAUGACCUCGAGGCUGAGCUGGCCAGGGCCAAGCCGAAGAAGGGUGGCCAGACGGCGUCGGCUCCGACGGUGGACCCUGACGCUGAAGCGAUUGCAGCUGAGGUGGAAAAGUUGAAGAGGCGGAAGAAGGACAAGAGCCGACUCACAGACCUCGACUCGGACGAAGAUUUGGAUCCCAGCGAGGAAGGGACGAGGGAGGAGUUGCUGCGGAGAAGGGCAGCGCAGCGCACAUCGACGGUCGGCAUGAGCAGUGGGGUGAGAAAGAAAGUUUUCGGGAAGCUCGAUGAUCUCAGCGAUGACGAGAACUCUGGCCAGUUGAUGGCUCCGGCUCUUUCAUCAGCGCCCGUCCUCGGCGGACACAGGCCGCUCCUUGCUGGGUCGGGCAGAGGCCGGCCAGGACUGGCGCCGUUGAAACCUCUUGGAGGCAUAUCCAACGGACCGGCGUUGGGUUCGUUUCUUGCGCCGGUGCGUCGACCAGCCGGGAAGAGCGUGCCCGCGGAACAGGAAAAACCGGUAUCCUUGUACCAGCAGAGGCAGCAGGAGGAGCGACAACCGAGUCCCGUGCAGGUUUCUGCUCCUCCAGAAAAGGUGGAUGACGAGGAGGACUUCGUCUGGAAAGACGAUGAAGAGGAGACUUUGGCCGCGCCAAGAGGGCACGUGCAGGAAAUCGAACCCGCUGCGCCGUCGGUUUCACAGCUUGAAGAUGACGACGAGGCUGACCUGGUUUGGAGAGACGAUGAAGAAGAGCCUCCUCAGGCUGCUCAACCCCUUGUGCCGCCCGAGGCACCAGACGAUGAGGAGGUUGAACGGGUCUGGAGAGACGAUGAAGCUAGCACUCCGGGACGGGAUGAGUACGAACAUGACGUGUUUGAGACGGAUGAAACCAAACCCGAAACACCCGAGGCGACCAUGCUUGAGGAGAUGAUCGGUGAGACUGAACAAUACGUGGUUGAGGAAGACGAUGACUUUGAACCUGAGGAGCUUCCUGAGUCUUCUCCAGAGUCUCAAGGGGCGGUCACUCCCGCCGCAUCGGCCAAGCUCGAAGACUCGCUCGUCCUAGAGGACGCGACGCCUGUUCCAUUCACACCUUCAUCCGAGCCGAGGCCGCCCGAGGAUGACUGGGGUGGCGACGACAUGGAUGACGGCUUUGAGGCUGGCGGAGAGAUCGACUAUGAGGACGCCGCUGUAGUUGACGAGGACGAGUCAGAGGAUGACGUUUGGUGAUCACCGGUAUAAUAGCAACAAUAGUCUCAAGUG